AUGAAUGUGCUUAUCUGGAAUUGUCGUGGUGCUGCGAAGGCAAAACUCAAAGGCAUCAUGAAAACUCUAGUUAGAAGUCACAAGGUGGAGGUUGUUGUCCUCUUAAAACCAAGAGUGAGUGGAAUUCGUGCUCAAAAGGUAAUUCAAAAUUUGGGGUAUGUGAACUACAUUAUAGAGGAUGCAGUAGUGGAGCUUGUGGAUAAAACCUCUCAAGCAAUUUUGGUUAGAUUAUCUAAACCCAAUAAUUCCCCUUUCAUUUUUUCUGUCGUGUAUGCUAAUCCAAGAGUUGAGAGAAAGAAGAAGCUGUGGGAAGUGUUGCGUAGUUGGCAUCAGAUGUACUCUGAACCUUGGCUGGUUGCGGGGGAUUUUAAUGAGAUUCUUUCAGCAGAGGAGAAGAAAGGUAGAGCCCCUGUAGACUUCGGUAGAUGUUCUGAUUUUGCAGAUGUUCUGGAUGAUUGCAAUCUGAUGGACCUGGGCAAUUCUGGGCCUUUUUUCACCUAG
Gastrolobium bilobum is the source of this 501-nucleotide messenger RNA. RefSeq lists its product as uncharacterized. The coding region runs from base 1 to 501 and encodes 166 amino acids. The record is from RefSeq and is a predicted model, not a curated record. NCBI's taxonomy places the organism in Eukaryota, Viridiplantae, Streptophyta, Magnoliopsida, Fabales, Fabaceae. The transcript has 2 exons.